UAUAGGAUUAAACUAUAGACAAAAUAUGAUAGGUAUCGGUGAAACAACACGACCUAAGGACAUAGACACUGUAGGUACUAAUCACGCGACGAUCUGUUUUGUGUAAGACGUCAUCAAGUCCAAUAAGGAAAACAGUAUUUUAAUUUUACAUAUAACCAUUACAUAUGAGCAAUACAUAUAGUUUUUAAACAUUCACAGAAUAAAAUUAUGCAGAGACGUCGCCACCAGGAGUUGAAUUUGGAUCUAGUGCAAUUCCCAAAGUCAGUUUAUGUGAGGGAAAUACGUAUAAUACCUCUCGGUGCUCGCGUGGAAGGCGAUUUCCCGGGUGGUGUCCGACUUGGUGCCACAAAUCCCACCAAGUUCCAUAUAGAUUUCUUCGUGAACGACUUAAGUAAGCCUGGGGCGUCAACAUUCGAAGCCCUAGGCAGUUUGGACUACUGUCAGAAUGGCCAGAUUCACAUGGAGUGUGGGACGGUCUUGGAUCAGCCAAGGAUACCGACUGAUGGUCUUGUUUUACGCGGUUGGUAUACAACCAUCACAUUGGCAGUUUACGGCAAUCUCACACAAGUUUUGAGUGACACACCUGUUGGUGCGAAUCCACCAAACAUACAGAGGCCAACUAUCGCCAGAGAAGUUGCCCCUGUCCCAUCAUCCAGUGUGGCACCGCCGGAAUGGAACCCAGAGCCAACUAACCCCAUACCCGCGUACACUGGCGCAGUCGCCGCCAGUAACCCUGACACCUACGGACCUAAUAAUUAUCCCGAAAAUUAUGACAAUCAAAUGUAUAGAGGCGAUUACUACGCAAACGAGCCGCCAAAAGAUCCGAGAACUUACCAUCAUAUAGACGAUAAUGAAUGGGAGAAAGAUCGGCGUGGACUGAGCUGUGAAAGAGAUGACAGGUUGAGGCACAGCCCUCGCUCCCUCGAGCAUGACAGGGAUAGAGAUAGGAGAGACACCAGAAGCAGGCGUAGAUCUAUUGAUAGGGGUCGUAGUCGAGAAUCUUCUCGACACCGCGAGCGAAGCAGGGAACUUGACCGUCUGCAUUCGAGAUCUCGAAGUCGUGACAGGGAUUAUCUGAUCAAGGGUGAAUAUCGACCACUGAGUCGAUCCAGAUCUCGCAGCAACGAUAGAGAUCGAAUGAGGGCGAUGUCCGGUGACCGGGACUGGGAUAGAGGUUCCUAUAAAAAAGACGACUAUCGUCGGCAUCGCGAUGCGUCCUAUGAUCGUUCACGUGGCGGUUCGUACGAUAAGGAUGCCGCUUCUUACGACAGACGUUCACCAUUUGACAAAAGGGCUCCAUCUUAUGAACGCAAAAUCCCCUAUGAGAAACGUGGCCCUUCGUAUGAGAAACGGCUUUCUCCGUAUGACAAGAGAGGAUCAUCGUACGAAAGGCGUGCACCUUCAUAUGAGAAACAAGUGCCGUAUGACAGAAAAAGACAUUCUCCCUACAGUCGCAUGAGAGGUUCCAGUUACGGAAGUCGAUCGCCUAGCAGGGACGAUCCCAGAAAGAGGCCUAGAACUCCACCUAGUGAGAGUGCACGAAGACCACUGUCGCCCCGAGAGGGUGACGUGACCAGUCCGAUAAAUUCUGUCCGGUCCGAAGAGGGACCCGAGUAUGACAGGAGUGGGAAACAAAUUCCACGCGUUGAUUUCUACCAUCCAAGCUAUCGACAUAAGAACUCCAUUCGUAGCCCAUCACAAGAAGUAGAGGGUGCUCCUUUCGUGGAACCCCAACACUCCAGUUUGGUUACCGUUCCGAUUGUCGAUAAUGUGACCGCGGCAAAAGCUAUCGAAUCCCCCGUCCGAAAUCAGGAAGAGUCUAUGGAUGCCGAGCCAUUCGAACCUAUACUUUCCGAUGAGGACAUAUGCGAUGAUUCUGAAGGCACACCUUACGUGGAAGUUGAUUACGAUGUGAAUGAUUACUGUGGCGUCGACGACAUCAUAAAAUACUAUAACCCAUUCAAGUGCGAAUGGCAGAAGUACAAUUAUGAAAAUAAAAUACAUUUUCUCGCUAACAUCCCUAAAGAAGGUGUCAAGGAUGUGAUGAGUGCAACCUUCGAUGAGCUAUGUGAGGCCAGUUCAGACUUGUUAAAAAUCUCAGAGUUGACAAAAGCGGCGAAAAAGCGGGAACAAAAGUUCUUCUCCAAUACUUUCACGGAAAUCGAUAAUUCUUCACGCGAAGAGUGGGUACAACAGUGUGAACAGCUGUUCGUGUCCCUGAUGAAUCUGUGCCGAAACACCGAUAUUAUCUUACGCAUAUUCCGAAAAAAUAAUACAGAUGACGAUUUUAUUGACAUAUACAAUUUGCUAGUGACUUUCUGUAGAAUUGGACUGAAUUACGACUUUGCAUUAGUGCAACAGCAACCGACUUAUAAGAUAAGGCACAUGAAGUGCGGUAUUCGCUUAGUUGAGGCGUUGACGUUUCACAGACACAAUGGACAGGUCACAAGUAUGUUGUUAAGUGCCGGGAUCAAUGUACCUAUGUUACUCUUAGAAAUGUACUCUAAAGAGUACAUGGCGCUGAGCAUUCGCCUCAUGAUAUUGAGAGUUUUAAAUGCAUCCCUGUCAUCAAGGGAGUCCAUGGAGCAAUUUAUGCAAGAAUCUAUAUUUCCGAAAUUUCACAAAAACAAUCAGAGUGAAACUAAACCCAAAAAUGGAUACCAAGCUCUCAUUGCCAUUAUGCAGACUAAUCCUCUAGCGAGAAUAAAAUUUUCGAUAAGUGCUCUAAUUAAAAAGGUAAAUAUUUAUGAACUGCUAGAUAAGCUUCACGACCUCGUUUUCAAUUUCAACAAAGCUGCAGCUGAAAAUAAUCAAAAUGAAGACACGGAGCUAACAGAGAAACAAACUGAUUUUAUUAUCAAUGCUCUCCAGGAAAUUCUGUAUAUGUACCGUACGCAUUGCUUUCACUUGUCUCAACCUAAGCGUUUUCUUCCUGUCUCUGCUCAAUUCGAAAUAAAUAAGGAAUGUUCGAACGAAAUUUUGUUAGAAUUCUUUAACAUACAUCACAUUUUGGAAGUCUGUCUCUAUCUUUUGACAUGUCCUACUACUUGCAACAAUCUCGUAGUCAUCAGUCCCAUUCAUGAUCUCAUUUAUGAAUUGGUAAAUUCAGAGAAUGGACUCAAUUUUUUAUACAAAAAUAUGGAGUUGAGUGAAUUAUUAUUCAAAACAUUAGCUCAACCAUUCGGUCAAUUGAACACGGAUGAGUUUAUUUACUCACAUGAUCUCAACAGUUACAGCGAUCUACAAAUAUUGGGCCUCGAAAUGGCUUACAAGUUAAAAGCGUUGUACUAUUUACAUUCUAUUAGCGAUUUACAAUCAGGAAGAGUUGAUGAGAACGAAUUGAUAGACAGAUUGCAAUCUUUGUACUGCUUAAGCUUUGGUAGUAUCGGGAAGACUGCCGUGCCUGAUGUCGUAGUCAUGGGAGACAACGCAGACUGCUUGAUGGAAGUCUUUGAAAACGAUUUAAAAAGUAAGAGCAAAUCCGACUCACCAUCUAAACAGAAAUCUCCCGCCAAAGGAUACGCGAUUGAGUUGAUCGUGUCAGCCGUGAGAUAUGCAGCGAAUGUCCCUUUCUUGAAGAAAUAUGGACAAAGACUCUCUAACGUAUGCAAUGAACAUGAUAGAUUUGAACCCAGCGUGUCUAGUAUUCUCCAAGAAGCUAUUCCAUACUUAAAACCAAUACAGAAAACUAUACUCCAGACGAGCGAUGAUCUGGCAGAAUGUGUCGAAAUCUUGAAAGGUAGUUUGGAGCACUCCGCCGACUUGCCAGGAGAACUCAUGACCUGUUUGAGAAUUUUAAGGCAUUUCUGCAUAUCAGACUAUGACACGAACGUUUCAAUCGCUUGCGAAUCGGCGACCGAAGAGUUCGUCGAAUUGAAAUAUAAAUAUAAUGUCCUCCAGCUGUUCUCUUUGGACGGAGUGGCACAUUUAGUGGGGAUUCUGGAUCGACUCGCCACUCAUUUCGAGCAACCGAGUAUGCAUACGGCGACCUUCGCUUCGACAAAAGGUGUGCAACUGGCCCAAAUGUUGCUGCCUUGCUUGCGAUUACUCGAUGAAAUGCUUGCUCGAGUGGUCCGGUGCCGCGGUCCGCGGUUCCGCGACUUGACCGCUGCCCCCAUUCUCCUGAAGACGUACGGUAUCGCGAAAGCAUUCCCGGCAGGUUCCGUUGGAUGCAGAACGGCGGCUAAAGCGGCCGAAGCUGCAGUGCGAGCGUUGCUAGCUUACGCACAACCCAUUGCCGACGACGCCAAAGACGGCGACUCCAUUAGACGAGGCUCGUGGACUUCACUUUGCUCCGAAGUCGUGUCGUAUACCAUGACGGCUCCGUACACGUUUGUGCCAGGACUGUUAGUGUUCUCGGAGUUGCUACCGCUCCCGUUGCCUAUGCAAACGAAGUCUCCACCUACUGAUAGAGAAUUGGCGGACGCCUCCAACGAGAGGCGACUGUGGUCUGCGCAUUUGCACGCCUUGUCGAACGAUUUGACAGACAUGAUCCAGAUAAUUUGCACGUCGACUUACAGGCCCGUCGUCCAUAUGUUGCGUCGUGUCUGCGUGCAGAUCGCCGAUUUGGCCCCGAACACUGCCGCGACAGUCGCCAGAGCUGCUAUAGGUGCAGUUUUAAAGGAACUGAAGCAAGACGAGCCGGCCACCGCUAGUUUGGCUCGGGUCCUCGGAUUCUUCGCGUGUUUGGUGUCUCACGCGUCUGUGAAAUGUGCAGUGUUGCAUACGAUGAAUACUGGUGGACCUAAAUCUACUGAAGUUCAAUCGGCGCUUUGUUCUGUGCUCACCCUCGCCAACGGAUCGAACGAGCAAGCGGCGGCUCAAGAGUUCGCAGCUCACGCUUUGGCAGCGUUUUGCGACAUCGAAAUAACUCUGACGCCCCUCACUUCGUCUUCGGAUGUCCUCCUGGCUAACUCUUUACCGAAUAAAGACGCGUUGGCUGCGUUUCUGGAAGCUUCGGCGGAUUGCUUGGAGUCUCCGUCGAAGACUUGUGCGGUCGCAUCUUCCAUACUGAGAUCGUAUUUCGUGCUAACUGACCAUGAGCACGGUUUCCAACAAUUCAGGAAGUUUGUUACGAAAAAGCGCGAAUCUCUGGGAAAGUUCUUUAAGUGGGCGCUUCAAGGGACCGGGGAGGAUAGAGCCGAUUGCCUAAGCAUGUACAUAGAUCUGAUCAGGAUCCUGAAGGUGGAAGAAGGCGAGGGUCCCGUGGGCAGGAAGUCGUUGUUACUUGUCAGCGAGAUGGCUGACAUGGUGGACUAUUCGUUGAACGAGGAAGACCACCCUGCACUGACGUUGGAGAAGACAUUGAAGGACAGAAGCUUCGACUUGGACGCGAUAGCGAACGCAACUCUCCUCCAGACUCACUUGCAGAAGUUGAAAGCGCCCGAAGAUCCUUCGACGCCGCCGCUAGAUGGCGCUGACUCGUUACCGACUCCGGAAAGUUUAGUCGCGCAGUUCUCCGCUAGAAUUAUUUAUGCCAUCGGGGAAGCCAGUGAUGAGAGAUUAACUACCAGCUUUUGGCUAAACGUGCCUUCUGCCAGCGGAGAGGACGACGUCAACGAUAGUGAAUUGGUAUCCUGCGACAUAAUGGAGAUAGCGAACGCGCACUUGUCCGUCGGAGGGGCGGGAGGGGCGGGAGGGGGCGCCGCCACCAGCGGGGCCGACGCGCUCACGGCCGCCGUCAGGAGGCUAGCGGGGUGCGUCGAUGCCAGGCCCGAGCCAUCGCAGGACGACAAGAGGCCGCCUGUGGCCCUGAGCCUGGUGCGCGAGGCAGGCGCGGACUCGUUCCGUUCUCGUCCCCCCAACACGUCGCGGCCGCCCUCGCUGCACGUCGACGACUUCACCGCCCUGCACACGCCCUACGCUGCGCCCAACCCCCCGCCUAGAGGGAGGCGCGCAGGCGCAGAUCGCGGCAGAUUCGCGUCGGCCGCGCCCAUGCAUGCACACUAUCGCCAUCUUCGCGGGCGCGGUGCGUGGGAGAUGGGUGUGCAACACUUCGGACAUUUCCCGCCCGCCUCCCAGUAUAUGAUGGGCGGCGCCGGGUGGGGCGGAGGCCGGCUGCAGCGCGGGCCGCGGCGAUCCUUCAUGCGAUGAAAGCGUUCAAAACAACACUUUAUUCCCUUUGAUAUAAGAGAUACAAUAAAAAUGACAUAUUUAUAUACAUGGGUUUUCAUUUCCUCGUCGCCGACACCGAUGAAACGCACCCACACAUACAUAACGAAAGUGACAUGAGUAGAGAAAAAUGGUUAUAUUUUAUUCUCCAUAGGGCUUUUUAAGGUUUUCAUCAAAAUCUGAAAUUACAAUUCAUAAUUCUUCUAGUCCUCUUCUAUCUUGAUGGAGAUACAGGAUCUCUUUUACGAGUAUAGCGCUGUUGUUCAUGCUGGAUGCAGCAAAAUGGAGAGUGCUUGAAGGACUUUGUCUACAUCCAUGCUUAAAAACCUUUAUUUUUUCUUUGCCUCCGUGGCCGAGUGGUUUGUAC
Chilo suppressalis (striped riceborer) is the source of this 6478-nucleotide messenger RNA. The record is from the annotation of a GenBank genome assembly. Lineage: Eukaryota; Metazoa; Arthropoda; Insecta; Lepidoptera; Crambidae.